Striga hermonthica is the source of this 345-nucleotide messenger RNA. The record is from the annotation of a GenBank genome assembly. Lineage: Eukaryota; Viridiplantae; Streptophyta; Magnoliopsida; Lamiales; Orobanchaceae.
AUGAGUUCACUCAAAAUUUUCACACUUUAUUUUCUGCUCGUGAUUCUUCUGCUAAUCAAAACCCAUGCAGCAGUUAUAACUUUCUCUCCAGCUCCUCAGCCACAACCACCAAUUAGCACUUUCCCCAUGUAUGGUGCAACUCCUGGUAGUCUUAGUCCUCAGGAAUGUGGGCCCCGGUGCACGGGAAGGUGCUCGAAAACCUCGUUCAAGAAGCCAUGUAUGUUUUUCUGCCAAAAGUGCUGUGCCAAAUGCCUCUGUGUGCCUCCAGGAACUUAUGGCAACAAGCAGUUUUGCCCUUGCUACAACAAUUGGAAGACCAAAAGGGGCGGACCAAAAUGCCCUUGA